AUGGGUGAAGACCGAGGCGAUGGCUCUUCAGCUGCGCCACCACCGUUCGGAGCCGUGCCCCAACAAUCGCAGCAGUCCGGAUCACAACAGCAGCGACCCCCUCAACCAGUAACCCACGACUCUUCACGCAUGGCGGAUUGGGAUUGGCGUGAGAUAAAUGAUGAAACGUUGGCACAGUUAUGUGUGUUCCAUGUUCCCGAUAAACCGGUUCAACAUCAGGACGCGAAGAAUCGUGCAAUCACAUCGUUACCUCUAAAUCUGACAAUUCGUCCAUCAGCACAAGAUCCUACGAGAAUGGGAGUGUGGUCGGUGGACUACAUCCCCAGAGGUGUUCGCUUUGGACCGCUGCUCGGUGAGGUGCAGAUGAACGGAGCCGUCGACGCGUUGAUCUGUCCGGCGGAAGCCGCGAGCGCCGGUGGCGCCGCCGGCGGUAGCGCUUCCGCAACCGCUGCGCCUACCACUUCGCCAAAGGAAUGGAAGGUUAUGUCACCAUCGGGUGGACGCGCUGUGAAGACAAUCGUUGUCGAAGACGAUAGCCGUUGCAAUUGGAUGAAAUUUGUGAACGUGGCUGUGACGAACGAGACACAAAAUCUUGUCGCCGCUCAGAUAGAGAGCGACAUUUUUUUCUAUUCGAUUAGAUCUAUCAAACCGAAUAGCGAGCUGACGUUUUGGUUCAGCAAAGAUUAUUCGCAGAAGCUCAACUAUCCAGUUUCAUGUGAAGCUGCUCGCAUGGCGAAGCCAAAACGUUCCGCGCCACCACCACAACAGCCAUGGGCCAUUGAGGAUCGGGCAUCACCACAGGAGGCUCUUGACUACAGUAUGAAACGAGAAGCUAUUGAGAGUAGCCGAAGUGAAAAAGCGGACCGUGGCGACACGUCCGACGUUGAGCCAGGCGAUGACGCCGAGUCUGAGAAAAGCGCUUCGAACAGAAAUGACUUCAGCUGCUCGCCACCGUCACUGGCUGAAGUACAAACGCGUCCGAAUGUUAUACAGAAUCCUGUACAUCGUCCCGUUCCUACUCGUUUGGCAUCGCUGCCGGCGCCAUCACCCGUACGGCCAAGUCCCCUGAACCCGCUGUCGCUGUUUCAGGACUAUUUUAGGAGAACUCAGCAGCUCAGUGGUGGAGGUCUUUGGGUUCCACCUUCAACUCCGGCAGCCGCGGCCACCGCUGCCACCGCUGCCGCCGCGACCAGAAUCACAGCAUCGGGAAGACCCAGCGAUGCUCAGCCAAUCCUAGCUGCCACUGCUGGCAGUGGAUUCGGAAACUACAACGGCAUAUAUGGCACUCAGGAAGUGAAGCCAAUUUUCUCCGCUGCUACUCCCGCAUUCGGUGCUGGUAGUCUUUCGGCGCAUUUUGGAGGAGGCGGUGGUGGAUCAUUUCCGGCUCCUCCCUUUCCAGCUUCUAGCACACCUAAUCAUAACGAUGGAGGCUAUGGUGCUCCGAAGUAUAUCCAACAACAGGAGAACGGAAAAACUCGCUAUGCCUGCAAGGAAUGUCAUAAGACAUUUGGGCAACUUUCCAACCUCAAGGUGCAUGUAAGGACUCACACAGGAGAACGUCCAUUCAAAUGCACUGUGUGCGGGAAAGAAUUCACCCAGUUGGCUCACCUUCAAAAGCACAACCUUGUGCAUACAGGUGAAAGACCACAUCGAUGUGACAUCUGUGACAAACGUUUUUCAUCGACAUCAAAUCUAAAGACACAUCUACGACUACACAAUGGUCAAAAGCCGUACGCAUGUGAUGUAUGUAGUGCAAAGUUCACACAGUACGUACAUCUUCGCCUACACAAACGUCUACAUGCGAACGAACGACCAUACGCAUGUAUGUCGUGUGGAAAGAAGUACAUAAGCCCCUCUGGACUUCGCACUCAUUGGAAGACCACCACUUGUAAACCUGAAGAAAAGGACAUGAAACUCGAAAAAGAGGACGAAGCCGUUUCCUCGACUACCCCGAUGCUUGUGGCUCCAUCGAGCACCUCCCAUAUGCAAGCUACAUCGUCCCAUAUGAGCGCUCCCCAGCAGAUGCAAAUGCAUCAUGAGAUGAAGAAACAAGCGAAGAACAGGCAUAUCUUGUACACUCCUCUUACUGAAGCUGCCGUUAUCGUGAUCACAACGAUGAUAGAAGAAUAUCCCGAGGGCCUAAGCAGCCUAGUUUAUCUUUGGCCGUGA
Molecule: messenger RNA, 2169 nt
Organism: Cylicocyclus nassatus
Lineage: Eukaryota; Metazoa; Nematoda; Chromadorea; Rhabditida; Strongylidae
Source: the annotation of a GenBank genome assembly